GGAGGCGGAAGUGUCUAGGUGCAGCAGCGGAGCAGAGGCCCAGCGGACGGUGGCCCGGCAGCUCCUGCUAAGCGUGAGGAUGCAGAUCCUGGUGAAGAAGCUGCUCGGCCUGCUGGGAUUGUUCGGCCUCAUGCUGGCCGGCAUCCUGGUCCCAGUGCGCCUCCUGCUGGUCGACCAGGACAAGGCGCAGCGCUACAGGAGAGCUCUGUCUCUCUGCAACUCGUUCGGAGGGGGCGUGUUCCUCGCCACGUGCUUCAACGCUCUGCUGCCGACCGUCAGAGACAAGGUGGGAGAUGUCUUCCAGCAGCUGCAGAUCAGCAGUCGUUACCCUGUGGCGGAGACGAUGAUGAUGAUGGGCUUCUUCCUCACGGUCUUCGUGGAACAGGCCGUCCUCACCUUCAAGAAGGACAAACCGUCCUUCAUCGACCUGAAGACCUUCAACGCCGGCGGCUCGGAGGCCGGCAGCGACUCGGAGUACGACACGCCCUUCCUGUCCUCGGAGGGGGGCUCGCCGGACGCCCACCGCUCUCAUGGUCACCGCCACGGACACUUCGCCCCGGGGGAGCUGGCGGGGGCGCGGCCUCUGCGGCUGGUGAGCCUGGUCCUGGCUCUGUCGGCCCACUCGGUGUUCGAGGGCCUGGCGCUCGGCCUGCAGGACGACGGCGCCAAGCUGGACAGCCUCUUCCUGGGCGUGGCCGUGCACGAGACGCUGGCCGCCGUCGCCCUGGGCGUCAGCAUGGCCAAGGCGUCGCAGGGCGUGAAGGACGCCGCCAAGCUGGGGGUCGCCGUCAGCCUGAUGAUCCCGCUGGGCAUGCUGGUGGGGAUGGGCAUCGAGUCGGCUCAGACGCUGGCGGGCAGCGUGGCGUCCGUGGUGCUGCAGGGACUCGCCGCCGGCACCUUCCUGUUCGUCACCUUCUUGGAGAUCCUGUCCCGAGAGCUGGAGGACAAACGGGACCGGCUCCUCAAGGUGCUCUUCCUCAUCCUCGGGUACGCUGCGCUCGCCGCUCUCGUCUUCAUCACGUGGUGACGGACAGGAAGUCAUCACGUGGUGACGGACAGGAAGUCAGAGACUCAGACCACGAUACCAAAGGAAACUCUGUAGUUCAGACGCCUCCUGGUGGCAGGUUUGUGUAAAUUCAAGAGAAUCCGGUGUGAGAACAACAAGAGAGUUUGUGGAGAUC
Molecule: messenger RNA, 1181 nt
Organism: Limanda limanda (common dab)
Lineage: Eukaryota; Metazoa; Chordata; Actinopteri; Pleuronectiformes; Pleuronectidae
Product: zinc transporter ZIP3-like
Exons: 3
Coding region: 80-1027 (315 amino acids)
Biological process (GO): zinc ion transmembrane transport
Cellular component (GO): plasma membrane
Molecular function (GO): zinc ion transmembrane transporter activity
Source: RefSeq, a predicted model, not a curated record